This is a messenger RNA of Trichechus manatus latirostris (Florida manatee), 3651 nucleotides long. RefSeq names its product coiled-coil domain containing 15 (gene CCDC15). The record is from RefSeq and is a predicted model, not a curated record. Gene Ontology annotation, cellular component: centrosome. Bases 172 to 2946 code for a protein of 924 amino acids. The transcript has 16 exons. NCBI's taxonomy places the organism in Eukaryota, Metazoa, Chordata, Mammalia, Sirenia, Trichechidae.
ACCUUUCCUUCCCUCUUUAUUCCUUCCCCUUACAAAACCCGCUUCCUUUUACUCCGGAAUCCUUGUUCUUGGAGUCCCCGCCAGGCUUCUGCCUCCCCCAGGGCGCCUCCCCUUUCGUGGGCCCGGUGGCUCAAGUGUUAGGAGGUUGACCUUUUAAAGCGGCCCUUACAGAUGCCAGGAAGGAUGGCCCCCCUCAAGAAGCCUCGAAAUACCCCAAGGCUGCCCCUGGCAUUAAACCCUCUGAAGAGCAAGGACGUGUUGGCAGUGCUGGCGGAGAGGAACCACGCUGUGGUACCAAUCGGGGCAUGGGUGGAACCUGCCUCGCCAGAUAGCUCGGAAAUGCCAGCAUAUACUUCAGCAUGUGUGAUUGAAGAAGAACUAAAGGAACAGCUAAGAAGAAAACAAGAAGCUUUGAAGCAUUUUCAGACUCAAGUCAAACACCGAGUAAAUCAACGUGUUAGGCUGAGAAAAAAGCAACAACUUCAGAGGUCUUAUGAAGCAGCAGAAAAAAAAGGCUCUAUAGCCAUGCAGUCUUCAGAUCCCGCACACUUAACUCCUAGAAGGAGAACAAGUGUUUUUCCAAACAGUUUGAACGCUGCUGUCGGAAGUUCUCGAUUACCCCCUUCCCCAGAAGAUGAAGAGAACAAGAAUGAAUUAUUCCAACAGCAAGCCCAGGCUCUCAGUCAAACCAUGAAACAGGUGCGUCACCAGCUGGCGUCCUUUAAAACUAUGGGUAAAAAAAAGGCAACAGUGUUUCCAGAUGGGAAAAGGAAAAGUGUUCCCACCCAAGAGAAAGCACUUUCUAGGAAGCCAGCAUCCAUCAGGAUAAAUAUAGAAACAAGAGAAGGAUUUCCCUUGAAGGUCCAUCAGAGUCUUUCAGCUACUGUACAUUAUCACAACUUCAUGCAAAGUGAGAAACUUGACUCUGGAGAAUCUUCAUCUAUUAUGACAGAUGAGAAAUGGAGAAAGAAUUUACUUUGGAGGGACCAGCAGGAUCUCCUUUCUGAAAUCAAGAACAAGCCUUUCAACAGAGUUCAGAAAGUACAAUUCAAAAAUCCAUUAUUUGAUGUGAUGGAAGAGGAAGAGCUAAAGCAGUUACAUCUUCAGGAUAUUUUGCCAAGAGCCCAGGAUUAUCUUCCAGAAGCCCAAAGUGAUCUGUCAGAAACCCAGGGAGAUUUACCAGGGAUCCAUAGUGUUGAGCCAGAAGCCCAGAAUGUUGAGCUAGAUACCCAGGCUAUUGAGCUGGAAGUUCAGGCUCGUGAGCCCGAAGCCCAGGCCAGUGAGCCCGAAUCCCAGCCCUGUGAGCCUGAAUCCCAGCCCUGUGAGCCCGAAGCCCAGGCCAGUGAGCCCGAAUCCCAGCCCUGUGAGCCCGAAUCCCAGCCCUGUGAGCCCGAAGCCCAGGCCGGGGAGCCCGAAGCCCAGGCCGGGGAGCCCGAAACCCAGGCUGGUGAGACAGAAACUCAAGGUGGUACGUUGGAAGCCCACAGUAUUGAGCCAGAAGAUGGGAGUAUUGUGCUCGAAGCCCUUGAUUUUCUACCCCAAAACCAGGGUUUUCUACCCAAAGACCAAGAUUUUCUACCCAAAGACCAGAAUUUUCUAUCCAAAGAAGAAGAUUUUCUACUCAGAGACCAAAGUGUUCUACUGAAAGACCAGAGUUCUCUCCCCAAAGACCAGAAUAUUCUACCCAAAUGUCAGGAACAGAAUUUUCUCCCCAAAGACCAGGAAAUAUACUUCAGGCAGCCGUCACCUGCUUUGACAGCUGAAAGAUGGAAAAAGAAAUGGCCCACAAGUGCCCAGCAGUGUCUUUCAUCCAUGUUCCAAGGCCAGCCCUCUACCAGAGAUCAAUUAGACCAACUAGAAGAAAGGGAUGAACAAGAAAAAGCAAAUUUGAAACAGUCAGCAUCAAUUUUGAUAGGUAGGGGAGAGAGAGAGAUGUUUCCUCUGGAUGUCCAUCAGGAUCUUCUACACAGGCGUCAAGAUCAGGCCUCCAUCAGGUACAAGAAAGUACGCUUCAAGGAGCCAUAUUCUGAUAUGACAGAUGAGAGAAGGAGAGAAGACUUUGCUCUGGCGGGUUAUCGGCAUCUGCCUCCUAAACUCCAGGCCCACACCUGCGUCAGAGAUCCAGUAGAGCAAGACAAAAAAGAGGGAAAGAAGCAGGAAAUAAAUUCUAUGCAACUGAACAUGUCUGUCAAGCAGCCCUCAUCUUUUCUGAGAGAGGAGAGAGUGAGACAGGAACUACCUCAGGAGAAUCCUCAGUAUGUUGCACCUAAAAUCCAGGACCGAGCCUCCCUUAGAGAACAGGUUUCCGAUGCGUAUCAACCAGGACUGAACCCUGAAUUCCAAGCUCCACUGGCACUUCAGUCUGGUGUAGAUCAAGAAGAAGACAAGAAAGUGCGUCAAAAGCAGUACCUGAGAUAUAAACGACUUUUCAUGGAUAUGGAGCGAGAACAAGUAAAGGAACAACAAAGGCAAAAAGAACAUAAGAAGAAAAUUGAAAAAAUUAAGAAAAAAAAAGAGCAGGAACGUUAUGCUGAAGAGCAGAGGAUCCUAAGAAUGACCUGUCAUGAAGAACCAUAUUCAGGGGAAACUAUGAGUGAGAUAUUAGCCCAGCUACAACUGGAAGAAAUAAAAGGAGAAAGAGAAAAACAGAAACAGAGAGAAAAAGAAUAUCUAAGAUAUGUAGAAGCUUUAAGAGUCCAGAUCCAGGAUAAAAUGCAGCUGUAUAAUAUUACUUUACCUCCACUAUGCUGUUGUGGUCCGGAUUUUUGGGAUGCUCAUCCUGAUACCUGUGCCAACAAUUGUAUUUUCUACAAAAACCCCAGAGCAUACACUCGGGCACUACAUUCAGUGAUCAGUUCCUGUGAUAUUCCUGAGGGAAACUCAGCUCUUCGAAUCGCCAUCCGUAAUUUUGCUUCUUUACACAGACGGACUUUGAAGAAUCUGUAAUAAGAAUCUGAAAUCAACUAGUGGUGUUUCAAUCUCCACUUAAAACCAACCCUGAGCGAUUAUAGGACAAGCUGUUAAAGUGUCUAAGAUGUGUAAUUCUGGAAAGAAGGACGACCCCUCAUGACAGCUGUCUCUGUAAUUAGUCCUAGCCAUUAUUUCAGUCUCUACCUUGGGACCAAGAUUGAAUGUUGACUUCCAAACUGAUCUCUUCUUUGUCGUCAACCACAUGGAGCCUAUUGUUUUAAAAAAUGAUCAGACCAGAAAGGUUUCUCUUACUUUGCUCUGCUCUGAUCCAGAGGAGAUCAUGAGAACUCUUUGAGAUAAUCUCAUUUAUCAUCCUUGUAAAGCCAUAUCUUUGAUCUUGAUAAAAUGUGAAGUGUCUAGAUGAAGCAGAAAAGAAGGUGUUGAAACCGUUUUAAUGAGUAUCGUUGGCCAUCUAUUACUGUUAGCUUUUCUAAUUGUGUAUAAUAAUUGGAGAUAAGAAAAAUCUAAAUUUGAUACACAUUUUCUCCUCAAAAUUUUCUCUCCUCUAUUUUAAUUCAUUGCCUCUUUCCCCAUUCAGUGACAUUGCACACAGAGCUGUUUAAUAUAAAUUUUAUAAUUUUUCUUCCAAAAAAAUAAAAAAGAUGAAUAAACCCUCUUGUCUUUUGAGCAUCUUCUGUGUGAAAUAAUUGUGACAUUUCAAAAAAUGAAUCUGAAGGCAAA